GUCAUGACAUACUCAAACAUUUUCUAGCGGUCGGCCAUUUUCUAUUCUGCGUCUUUGUCGUCAUCGUCUCUCGUUUGACGCUUACGUCUACAAUAUACAUAGUUCUUGUUGUUAGGCAUCACGAAUUGUCGUAUCAAACAUUGUGUUUUAACGUUCACUAAGUUAGUCGGUUCCUAAAUAAAUCUAACAUGGCACAAGUUAAAGAAGAGAAGAAAAAUGAUACGUCAUUGAAUACGUCUAAUAAUGUGAAUCAGAACACCCCAGCUACAAACCACAAGGUUAAGCCUGAAUUUCAGGGUGGUGGUGGUCGCGGUGGAAGAGGAAAUCGCUUCCAGCCUUACAGGGGAGGACCUAAUCGAGACCAGAAGGGUCCUAGAGAUAAUAAUGCGCCUAGAGGAGACUUCCGUAAUGAUGUUCAUGGAAAUAAUAACCAAGAUAAUGAAAUUAUGAAUAGGGGUAAUCGUAACCCUAAUGAAAGUGGAAGAGGUAGACGUGGCGGUGGUAGUGGCUUCAGAGGAGGCCCACCACCAAACCGUGAUGGCGAUAGAUCCAAUAGAGCUGAUAACAUGUGGAAUGAAAAACUGAUGCAAAUUAUGGGGCCCACUCAUGAACUUCCAGUUAAUGAUAAUAAAGAAAGAAAAUUUUUAAGCCAGUGCCGUCUGUAUAUUGGAAAUUUAGUGGAAUGUAGCGAAGAAGAAUUAGCAGAAAUGUUCAAACCUUAUGGAGAGGUUUCAGAAAAUUUCUUGAAUAAAGAGAAAAUGUUUGCGUUUGUUCGCUUGGAUUACCGUGCAAAUGCUGAAAAAGCUAAAAGAGAACUUGAUGGACAAAUGCGCAAAGGUCGUAUGUUGAAAAUUCGUUUUGCUCCCAUUGCUGCUGCUAUUAAAGUUAAGAAUUUAACGCCAUUUGUUUCCAAUGAGCUUUUGGAAUACGCAUUUUCAAUAUUUGGAGAAAUUGAGCGAUGCCAAAUCAUGGUUGAUGAAAGAGGCAAUUCAACUGGUGAAGGAAUUGUUGAAUUUUCUCGAAAAAAUGCUGCUGCUGCUGCAUUAAGACGUUGUUCAGAAGGCUGCUUCUUUUUAACAAGUUCUUUGAAGCCUUGUAUUGUUGAGCCAUAUGAAUUUGUUGAUACUUCUGAUGGCUUGCCUGAUAAAUUACUUCCAAAAAAAACGCUUGAAUUCAAAAAACAAAGAGAAGCAGGACCUAGAUUUGCUGAUCCAAGUUCUUUCGAGUAUGAAUUUGGUACUCGUUGGAAACAAUUAUCAGAGUUGUACAAACAAAAAGAAGACGCUUUGAAACGUGAAAUGAAAUUAGAAGAAGAAAAAUUAGAAGCUCAAAUGGAAUAUGCACGUUAUGAACAUGAAACUGAAAUGUUACGAGAACAAUUGCGUCAGCGUGAAAUGGAUCGGGAACGCCAAAAGUUGGAAUGGGAAAUGAAAGAACGUCAAGCUGAAGAUCAAAGGCUACGAGAAGGAGACAUGUUUAGGAGGCAAACCGAUGAUCUUGCUAUGAGAAUUCAUCAUCAGGAUGAAGAAUUGAGGAGACGUCAACAAGAUAAUUCUGCUUUUAUGCAAGACCACAGAGGAGGACCAGGCAAACCAGGAUUUGAUGGACCGCCUGCACCUGUCGAAGGCAUGUCUGUUCGUGAACUAGAAGCUAUGACUGCACAAGGAAUGGCCCGAAUGUGCUCGGUUUAUGGUUGAAUCGUAAAAUGGACGAAGCUGGCAAAAGACGGCGACGCUUAUCUAAAAGAAGUAGUAGAUGAAAUGCCUGUGUUUAUUUGCGCUAGACAAGAAGACAGGAGUAAAGUGUUGUGUUGGUUGUACACACGUCGUGUUGCGUCAACGUCGUUUUCUCUCAACACGUUGUGACGGUAUUGAUUUUCAAAAAUACCGCUUUAGCUGCUUCCUCUGCCGUUCAAGUAUCGCUGCAGUAGUAUAAUAUGCCAUCCAAUGCACCAUUACAAGGCGUGUUAUUGCGGAAAUAAAGCUGCACCGAUGAAUCUUGGGAUCAUACCAACUACCUUUCAGACCAUUGUUUGCCAGUUAAGAACGUUGGCGACAAUACAAAUAAAUGAUCAUUAGUGAGACAUUUUUUUUUUUUUGAAACAAAAUGAAAAUGCUCUUAAUAAAUUUGACAUUAGUAUGGUACAUAAAA
Messenger RNA from Adelges cooleyi (spruce gall adelgid), 2151 nucleotides. Its product is annotated as hrp65 protein-like. The transcript is spliced from 11 exons. Gene Ontology annotation, molecular function: RNA binding. Gene Ontology annotation, biological process: regulation of DNA-templated transcription. Lineage: Eukaryota; Metazoa; Arthropoda; Insecta; Hemiptera; Adelgidae. Bases 189 to 1697 code for a protein of 502 amino acids. The record is from RefSeq and is a predicted model, not a curated record. Gene Ontology annotation, cellular component: nucleus.